AAUAUGCUGAGCAAUCCCUACUUUAAGUCCGUGCUGUGGCUGCUGGGCUUUGGUGGCAUGGGCUACGGCCUAAUGCUGCUGACCGAACCAAAUGCCGAGAAAAUUGAGCGCAUUAAGGCCUCCGGUUCGAGUGCAAAACUAAGUGCAGAUGACCAGCGGAAGGCCUUGUUCAUGAAGCGUUUGCAGGAGGCGGCCACCACCAGUACACCAGUGUAUAGACCACAGCCACAGGAAGACAAAAAAGAUAGUUAAGCGCAUUAAUUUAAAAUUCACAAAUUUGUUAC
Messenger RNA from Drosophila serrata, 284 nucleotides. RefSeq lists its product as uncharacterized. Lineage: Eukaryota; Metazoa; Arthropoda; Insecta; Diptera; Drosophilidae. The record is from RefSeq and is a predicted model, not a curated record. Gene Ontology annotation, biological process: mitochondrial respiratory chain complex III assembly.